AUGAGUACUUUUAUCAAGUCUGAAGAUGAGAAAGCAUGGAGAAUAAUUCUUUCAGGAUGGUCUCCUCCUGUUAUGGUAGAUUUCAAAGGUAAUUCAAAGUUAAAACCUGUACUUAAAUGGCCUAUUAAAGACGAUAAGUUAUCUGCUUACAAUAAUAAAGCUUUACAUGCUAUAUUUGAUGGAGUAGUUGAAUGUUUUAUUAAGCUUAUAUCAUCUUGUGAAUCUGCUAAGGAUGCUUUGCAAACCCUUCAAACUCAAUUUGAAGAAACUUCUGAUGUUAGGCGUUCUAGUUUUAUUAUGUUUCAAACCAAAUUUCAUGAUCUUAAAAUGUCUGAAAAUGAAACUUUGUCUGAGUUUUAUGAAAGAUUGUCUAAUAUAGCUAAUGAAUAUUUUUCUCUUGGUGAAAAGCUUGAUGAAUGUGUGCUUUCAGAAAAAUUGUUAGAGUUCUUCUAA
Cannabis sativa is the source of this 453-nucleotide messenger RNA. RefSeq lists its product as uncharacterized. The record is from RefSeq and is a predicted model, not a curated record. The transcript has a single exon. The coding region runs from base 1 to 453 and encodes 150 amino acids. Lineage: Eukaryota; Viridiplantae; Streptophyta; Magnoliopsida; Rosales; Cannabaceae.